Elaeis guineensis (African oil palm) is the source of this 1230-nucleotide messenger RNA. Its product is annotated as stress-related protein. The record is from RefSeq and is a predicted model, not a curated record. Lineage: Eukaryota; Viridiplantae; Streptophyta; Magnoliopsida; Arecales; Arecaceae.
CCGCGCACGACUGCUCGCCGUGACCGUCCGAUCGGAGAUCACAUCAAACGGCCGAGAGAAUGCCUUGCCUAUAAGAAACGCCAGCCGACCCUACUUUCCAUUGCCCCUAAUUCUAAACAGAGAUCUGGUAUUAUUCUAGAGUCUUCCUUCGACCCCCAAUUUCUUCCCCAAAGGUCGCAUCUUUGCUCGGGUUUUUCCUCUCUUCAUUCGAUAUCGACUCCAAAAUGGCCGAAUCCAAUGUCCAACCGGAUCAGAUUAGAUCGGAGGAGGAGCAGAGGCUGAGGUACCUGGAGUUGGUGCACGUGGCGGCGCUGCAGGCGGUGGUGUGCAUGGCGACGCUGUACGAGUACGCGAAGGAGAACGCGGGGCCGCUGAAGCCCGGCGUCCAGACGGUGGAGGGAACGGUCAAGACCGUCGUCGGCCCUGUCUACGAUAAGUUCCACGACGUCCCCUUCGAGUUCCUCAAGUUCGUCGAUCGCAAGGUGGGGGAAUCGGUUCAGGAGCUGGAGCGUCACGUGCCGUCGGCGGUGAAGUCCGUGGCGGGGGAGGUCCAGCGCUCCGGCGUGGUGGGGACGGCGGCCGGUCUCGCCCGGUCGGUCCGCGCGCGGUGCGAGCCGGCGGCCGAGCGGUGCGCGGUGUCGACCUGGCGGUCGCUGAACCGGCUGCCGCUCUUCCCCCAGGUGGCCCAGCGGGUGGUGGUCCCCGCGGCGGCCCACCUGUCGGAGGGCUACAACCGCGCGGUCUCCUACUCCGCGGAGAAGGGCUACGCCGUGUCCGCCUACCUCCCCCUCGUACCCACCGACCGCAUCGCCAAGGUCUUCGCCGCCUCCGCCACCGAGGGUGAGACUGCUGCUGCGACCCCGCCCGAGAGGGAGAUCACCGUGCAGUGAGGUGAAAUUGGACGGUUGUGAUCGAUCUUGUUAACGGUGUUCGUGAAUAAUAUUUCCUGUGGUACAAAUGGCAUAUGAAGGUUGUGUGGUUGGUUGGGGAUGAUGUUUUAUUACUGCGUUGUGUGUUUAUGAACAGCUGCUAGUAUUUAUGUUUAUAAGACUUGUUUAUGAACUUUUAUCGGAACUUGCAUUGGUUUGGCAUAUGAGAUCUCUUGGAAUUGUAUCUAAUGGUGUUGUUAGACCUGCAAUAUCAUGUUGGUGAAGGAGGUUUAUUAACUUCAAGGAAGUGAUGAAGGUGGUAAUUUAGAUCUGGAAUAGAGUUGGAAUAUAUCUGGGAAAA